AAUUGCUUUCGAAGUAAAUCGAAAUUCCAAAUUUUGUUCCUUUUAGUAUAAGAUUUCACCUCGUUGGCUUUUGACCUCAGAAUUUGGAAAGGAAGGACGGAGUACAGAGAUGGAGCUUACUGGAUGGGUGAAAAAUUACGAAUGGGGACGCCAGGGCAUUAGUUCGGCUGUAGCCCAACUGGCCAUGGCCAAUGAUCCUGACUUUACGCUGGACGAUGAGGAGACCUACGCGGAAAUGUGGAUGGGUACCCACGUUUGCGGUGUGUCAGUAGUAAAAGAAACGGGCGAGACGCUGGACCGGGUCCUUAAAAACGAUCUUCCGUACCUGUUCAAGGUGCUGAGUAUCAACAAAGCCCUUAGCAUUCAAGUGCAUCCGAAUAAAUGCGAAGCCGAGCGCCUGCACCAGGAACGACCGGAGAUCUACAAAGAUCCAAACCACAAGCCAGAGUUGGCGAUUGCUUUAACCCCAUUUAAAGCUUUGUGUGGAUUUAUGCCGGCGGCGGACAUCAGGGACUACAUCGACGAGUUCCAGCCCCUCAGUCAGCUUUUGGGCAAGGAGGCGGUGGAUCAGUUGCACGAGUCUCCGAAUGCCGAAACCGUAAAGGUGUGCUACGAGCAGCUGAUGAAGAGUGACGAAUCGGAGAUUUCCAAGUGCAUCGAGGAUAUAGCCAACAACUAUCAAAAAGAACUUAAAUUCAAUGAGCUUCUUGACGUGUUUAACAGCGUCAACAAAGACUUCCCUGGUGAUGUCGGUGUACUCUCACUUUUUUUCCUAAAUCUGAUCCACCUACAGCCCGGUGAGGCUAUUUACUUGGGUGCUAACGAGAUUCACGCCUAUCUGGGCGGCGACUGCAUUGAGUGCAUGGCAUGCUCCGACAAUGUGAUCCGUGCGGGUUUGACUCCCAAGUACAAGGAUGUUGAACAGCUGCUACAGUCUGUUAAUUUUGCUGGAGUGCAUCCAGAUCUUAAGAAGUUCCAGCCACUUCGUGUGGACGAGCAGGUUCAGGUGUACAUUCCACCAGUGCCGGACUUUGCGGUGAUUUCCCUAAAAAUCCAACACAGCCUGAAAACGUACAAGCUGCAAAUCCAGCCGUACGGAUCUAUCCUGAUUGUCUUGAACGGAUCUCGCACUUUGCGGCUAAAAACUCAAGCAGGCGCCAAGGAUAUUGUGGUCUCGCGUGGCAGCAUUGUGUACAUUCCUGUGGAAUCAGCACCGGAAGUUGAGUUCGCAAAAGCCGAAGAUUGCGACGAGGACUUUACCGGAUACAUAGCUUCCUUCAACUACUUUCGGGUAGCUUAAAAUUCUCAGUCAACAACAAUUUUUUGGUUAGUGCAAUAAAUGUAAAAAUGCGA
Molecule: messenger RNA, 1353 nt
Organism: Drosophila bipectinata
Lineage: Eukaryota; Metazoa; Arthropoda; Insecta; Diptera; Drosophilidae
Gene: Mpi
Product: mannose phosphate isomerase
Biological process (GO): carbohydrate metabolic process; GDP-mannose biosynthetic process
Cellular component (GO): cytosol
Molecular function (GO): mannose-6-phosphate isomerase activity; zinc ion binding
Source: RefSeq, a predicted model, not a curated record